CCAGCCAUGGGGAUGGAUUACUAUGCUGUGCUCCAGGUCAAUCGCAACUCAGAGGAUGCCCAGAUCAAGAAGGCAUACCGGAAGCUUGCCCUGAAGAACCACCCAUUAAAGUCAAAUGAGCCGACUGCACCAGAAAUAUUCAGGCAAAUAGCAGAAGCCUACGACGUGCUGAGCGACCCAGUGAAACGAGGCAUCUAUGACAAGUUUGGCGAGGAAGGCCUGAAGGGUGGGAUUCCUCUGGAGUUUGGAUCCCAGACUCCAUGGACAACGGGCUAUGUCUUCCAUGGCAACCCUGAAAAAGUGUUCCACGAGUUUUUUGGAGGAGACAACCCCUUCAGUGAAUUUUUUGAUGCAGAAGGAAAUGAUAUAGAUUUGAAUUUUGGGGGGCUUCGGGGCCGAGGGGUCCAGAAACAAGACCCUCCAAUUGAACGAGACCUCUAUUUGUCCCUGGAGGACUUAUUCUUUGGCUGCACCAAAAAAAUUAAGAUCUCCCGAAGGGUGCUAAAUGAAGAUGGGUAUUCCUCUACCAUCAAGGACAAGAUCCUGACCAUCGAUGUGAGGCCUGGGUGGAGGCAGGGCACGCGCAUCACCUUUGAGAAGGAAGGGGACCAGGGCCCCAACAUUAUCCCGGCCGAUAUUAUCUUCAUCGUAAAGGAGAAGCUGCACCCUCGCUUCCGCAGGGAGCAGGACAACCUCUUCUUUGUGUACCCCAUUCCUUUGGGCAAGGCCCUUACCUGCUGCACUGUGGAGGUGAAGACCCUUGAUGACCGGCUGCUCAACAUCCCCAUCAACGACAUUGUCCACCCCAAGUACUUCAAGAUGGUGCCAGGUGAGGGGAUGCCGCUGCCUGAGGACCCCACCAAGAAGGGAGACCUCUUCAUCUUCUUCGACAUCCAGUUCCCCACCCGUCUCACACCCCAGAAGAAGCAGAUGCUGCGCCAGGCACUGCUGACCUAAUUCCGGGGGACCUGAGCAGGAACAGGGAUGGAGAGGGCUAGCUGGGCCUUGCCCGCUCCUACCCCCUCAGCCCCCACAGCCUGUGAAGAUGGGGAAGCACGAGAUCUUAGGCUGACAUAAUAAAGAUUCCUUUCCUAUCCUCUAACUAUGACGGGAAGCGAGUCGGGGGGAUGUUACCUCUAGGAACCAAAAAGCUAGGCACCUGGGGCCCCAUUUUGGCUUCCUAGGCAUGGACUUGUUCACUGAGACUUCAGAGUCUCUUGCAACACCAGACAGGGCUGUGUGACCUCCAGGGUCCUUCUGUCUUGACGUCUCACAACAUAUAUCUUUAGAGGAACCAUCUGUGGACUGUGCUGUCUUGAGAACUACGGACAGGGAAAGUGAAGCACAGGAAGAGGCAGCGGCUGUCCCGGCGCUCCUGUGUCCGUGGCUAAGCAGCCAUCAGAACCCUAGGCCACUCCAUCUAGGCUCACAAGCUUCAGUUAAGAGCCACACCCACAGCACAGUGCCAGAAGGGCUCUGGCCUCCACCUCUGCUUUGGUUCCUCGUCUAUGAAAUGAGUUUUAAGCUGCCUCUGGGCCAGCAGUCUGGGAGGCAUGGGCCCUUGACGACCUGACUCUUGACCUUGUUGUCAAGACUACUGACCUUGUUGGUGAAGCUUACAACCUGCCUACAGGUAGAAGACUGGGGUCAUUGGUGUGAAAACGCUCAUGGUUAGAUUAUAGAGAGCCACGGCAUCAUUGCCCGGUGACCUGGAGGAGGUCCAGCUUCUGGGUCCACACCCACGCCUUUAAGGUCAACAAUGCUGUGUUCCUCUUCCUUGCUAAGGUGCUUGCCCUGUCUGGGGUUUGAGUUUAGGCUGUGAUUAGGUCUAGGGUUGUGGGCAUCAAGCAGGUUCGGUGGUUUCUAAGAUAUGAAAACAACCCAGACUGUCCACAUUGCUUAGAAUUCUGUCACUCAAAUCGCCACAUUAGCUUAAGGCUUUUCCCUUUUGUCUUUAAAAAAAAUCUUUUGGGGCUGGGGAUUUAGCUCAGUGGUAGAGCGCUUACCUAGGAAGCGCAAGGCCCUGGGUUCAGUCCCCAGCUCCGAAAAAAAAAAGAACCAAAAAAAAUAAAUAAAUUAAAAAAAUCUUUUUUCAGGACUGGAGAGUCAGUGGUUAAGACUGUUCUUUCAGAGGUCCUGAGUUCAAAUCCCAGCAACCACAUGGUGGUUCACAACCAUCUGAAAUGAGAUCUGAUGCCCUCUUCUGGUGUGUCUGAAGAUAGCAACAGUGUACUCAUACAUAAUAAAUAAAUUAAAAAAAA
This is a messenger RNA of Rattus norvegicus (Norway rat), 2261 nucleotides long. RefSeq names its product DnaJ heat shock protein family (Hsp40) member B13 (gene Dnajb13). The transcript has 8 exons. Gene Ontology annotation, biological process: protein folding. Bases 7 to 957 code for a protein of 316 amino acids. NCBI's taxonomy places the organism in Eukaryota, Metazoa, Chordata, Mammalia, Rodentia, Muridae. The record is from RefSeq and is marked provisional.